AUGGCAUCGUCUCAUUCCACUCGCAAUGUAGUCGUCGUCAUCGGCACAGGUAGGAUGGGUCUCGCAGUCACACCGCGACUGGCUCCCGGAAAGCACGUUCUUCUAGCCGACUUUCAGGAAACGACAUUGAACAAUGCCCUUUCCACGCUUCGGGAAGAAGGCAUUAGCUGUGAAGGUCAUUCAGUAAACAUCGCCCACUACCCAUCCGUCGAGGCCUUUGCACAUGCUGCUCAUUCUGCGAGCCGUAUCAACGCUAUUAUUCAUACGGCAGGCCUGUCUCUCGGAAGUGCCAGUGCCAAAGGGAUCUAUGCCGUGGACUUGAUCGGUACUGCCAAUAUCAUCGAGGCUUCUUGUCUGUUGCGUCCGAGGGAACCUCCUUGUCUGGAGUGCCACCUUGCUACCGCACCUCUCACGCGACUUUUGGAUCAUGAAGGACUGAACAUGGAAUCCUUGGAUGGCAAUGUUGCAUACACCGUUUCCAGGUGGGCUAAUAUUCUGAGAGUACAAGGUGCUGCAGAAGCUUGGGGUAGUCGACAAGCCCGAUUAAAUAGCAUCAACCCUGGAGUCAUUGCAACUCCGCAACUUCUCUCGCAACUGGAUGGACCCCUUGGUGUAGGCCCAAAGACUAUGGUUGGGGUUUCGGCUUUGCGACGUAUGGGUACCCCGGAUGGAAUCGCGAACAUCGCAGUCUUUUUGGCUGGAGCCGAGUCUCCCACGGGUGCAAGACACCAAGACUGGCCUUGGCGUCUUCAGCCUCAACCCGCGGCAAGUCUGACGCACGACGCACGACCCUCGGACCCACAUGACUCCGCCAAACAAGACGGCCAGGGUUCAAUAGCAACCAUGUCCAACAUCCUGCCUCUGCACCACGCGUACUACCCCUCGCGCCAGUCGUCGCUCUCGAAACCAGUCAACCCCGUACAGGCAGCCUCCACGUCCUCGUCUGCAGCCACGAUCCGCCCACAGUCCAACGUACAAUCGCAACCACAAGCGCAGCACACAGCAAUGAGCGGGAACGCAAGCCAAGGGCCUGGGCUGCGGUAUCCUUCGAACAAGAAGAGCAUAUACGAUAGGAACCUGAAUCGUAGCAAAAAUGCCGAACUGAGUAGAGCAGCGUUUGCAUACCUCUUCAUUGAGAUGAUUGCAUAUGCGCAAAAGGGCGCAAAGGAUGUGGGGGACUUGGAGCAGAGACUAAACACCCAAGGCUACCCCAUUGGCCUCCGUCUACUUGACCUCCUCCUAUCCCGCACUGCCAACCCCCUCGCUAGUAUCCGACCCACACGUAUCCUGCCUCUGCUGCAAUUUAUCGCACAGCAACUAUACCGCUACCUCUUCGGUCGCCCCGCUGACGCGUUAGAAAAGUCUGGUACCGAUCCCGGGCAGUACAUGCUCUUCGAUAACGACCCUAUGGUCAACCAAUACAUAAGCUUGCCCAAGGAACUGUCAAGUCUGAAUUGUGCGGCCUUUGUGGCGGGCAUAAUUGAGGGCGUGUGCGACGGCGCAGGCUUCCCAACCGAAGGUGUAACCGCGCAUAGUGUAGGCGACGAAGAAGGCAAGGAUGGAAAGGGAUUGUGGCCGGGGAAGACGGUCUUUUUGAUUAAAUUCAAGCCUGAAGUACUGGAAAGGGAAGAGAUACUUGGCAGAGGUGGGGGCUGA
This is a messenger RNA of Alternaria burnsii, 1656 nucleotides long. RefSeq names its product trafficking protein particle complex subunit 5. Gene Ontology annotation, cellular component: TRAPPII protein complex; TRAPPI protein complex; TRAPPIII protein complex. The transcript is spliced from 4 exons. Lineage: Eukaryota; Fungi; Ascomycota; Dothideomycetes; Pleosporales; Pleosporaceae. Gene Ontology annotation, biological process: endoplasmic reticulum to Golgi vesicle-mediated transport. The coding region runs from base 1 to 1656 and encodes 551 amino acids. The record is from RefSeq and is a predicted model, not a curated record.